AGUUUAGAGAUUAUCCAAAUUUUUUCGCGACACUUAAUAUCCUAAACAGGGAUGACGAAUUUUAAACCACUUAGGAACACAUUUUGAGACGCAGUUAUGAAUCCCAAACCGAUGAAACGACAAGAAAAGUUAUUGUUUAAAACCACUUAGCCGGUUUGGCCAGGUAGAGGUAUUUCCUAAUAAGAGGAUAACCCGGGUAAUACGGUAUUGGAUAUAAUGGUUAAAUCGGAAUGAUGCCUUUUAUCAAGAAUUUAUGCGAAGACACUUGGCCGCCAUACUCUUUAUCGGUGUUCACGGCCUCGGUAUCACUGUUACUAUGUUUGAUCACAGUGCCGGGGAAUGUGUUAGUUUGCUUAGCAAUCUUUAAGGAUCCUUACAAAGAACUGAGGACACCCUUCAACUAUUUUGUGCUGCAAUUGGCUAUCAGUGACCUUGUAGUGGGAGUUUUGACCGAACCAAUGUUUAUUUCCUUCCACAUCAGAGAAGCCAUGUGGUACCCAGUCACGGAAAAUGUUUGGGUUAUUCACCUGACGUUCUUUAUAUCAUACGCUUCGUCGCUGUUGAGCCUGGCAGCACUAACUCUUGACAGAUAUCUGACAGUGAUGUCACAAUACAGGAGGCUGUUAUCCACCAGUCAAAUUACCCUGAUAUCUGUGCUGAUAUGGGUGUUAUCUUUUUCGCUACCAUGUUUGUAUUUCGUCACGGGAUUCUAUCUGUUUGCGUUUCUGUUUACGAACGCUUCUCUUAUCAUGAUAAUUAGCAUAUUAACGUUUUCAUACAUCCGUAUCCAUCAAAGACUGAAGGAUCAAAUCUCUCGCUGGCACUGGUUCAAACAAACACAGAUCAAACUGAAUGCGAUGUCGUUGGAGAAAAAACUUACCAGAGCCUUUUACAUCAUUCUCGGAAUAUUCCUCAUGUGUCUAAUGCCAUCAGUUGUGAUGAUUUACAUCAUCAUCUUUUGCGAUGAAUGUUACUGCACGCUUGUUCAUUGGAUGAAAGACUUAAAGUUCAUAUUCCUGUUGCUAAACUGUUCUUUAAAUCAGUUUUUAUACGCCUGGAGAGUACGGAGCUUUCGCAAAGCCAUCUCCACAGUGUUUUGCAAAACAGUUUCAUACCAAGUGAACGCCGAGCUUGUCGGCAACAACAAUGGCAUAAUUGCUGCUGAUUCUAAUUCUGCUGAUGAAAUAGAACUGAUUCCUUUAGACGCCGCGAAACUUUCCCCAGUGCCUUUGGACGAGAUGGGUCAGACAAACCAAUUUUCGUAUUAGUCUCAGAAAAUCAAAAACAAGAAUCAAAGAUAAAACGAAGUAGGCAAGGAAAUCUUAGGUAACUGAUUGCAUGUUUAUGAUAGAGUGCUGGGGAAAUAUAGAACACUUUCCCCCAUUAGUACAGCAGCCAUUAAGACCUAUCUAAUAUUUUCUCUUGCGCGCGAUUGGUUUAAACGCGUAACUUGACGCCUAUGGCCCUCUAAAACAAGGAAUAUCCGAGCUUAUGAUCCAGCAAAUAUUUUCGCUCGCGCACGAUUGGUCUAAACGCAUUACAUGACAAGCUAAAACGGGGAAUAUCCAAGGAUAUCACCCAAUUUUCCAACCUUAUUUCCUCCACUAAGUAUUCCUUUAAAAUUUAAUUCAAGAUGAGAGAGCGUUAUAUAUUUGUUACAGAAGAAGGGAAAUAUUUCUUCGUUCUUAAAAUCAUUCCAUAGAACACUCAAAUGAUAACAUCCUACGUAGCAAGGAGUUAGGCGUUCGUAAACAUCACGGGCGUUACAAAAUUUUGAAGGAUGAUAAACACAAAAUCCUCUAUACUGCGUGAAAAUAUCCUCGUAAAUUUGUCCUUGGACAUUAUUUGUUCCUCGAGGCUCACAUUUUCCUCGAGCUUCGCUCUCAGAAAACUUUUGUAUCUUGGAACAGACAAUGUCCAAGGACAAAUAUCCGUGCAUAUUUUCGCGCCUAAUAGAGGUCAUUGUUCAUAUAUUCUGCAAUUUUGAACUUCGAGUCCAACGUACUGAAUGUAUACUUCUUAAUAUUAUCCCAACUUAGGAGAACGUUUUGCCUUUGUUGCAAAAAUAGACAUGUCAAACUUUUUCUUUAAUUGAGUCGAUCUGAAAAGCGUUCGAAAAAGUUUCGCUUCACGCGCUGGGGAAAAUAUUACAAGGAUAAUAAAAAAUGAAACUUCCAUUAGGCUUUAUAAUAUGCUCGUACUUUUGUCCUAAAGUUACCCGUCAGAUUUCAUUGAGAACAUUUUCAUAAGGCUCUUUCGCGGA
Stylophora pistillata is the source of this 2263-nucleotide messenger RNA. RefSeq names its product adenosine receptor A2a. NCBI's taxonomy places the organism in Eukaryota, Metazoa, Cnidaria, Anthozoa, Scleractinia, Pocilloporidae. Gene Ontology annotation, molecular function: G protein-coupled receptor activity. Gene Ontology annotation, biological process: G protein-coupled receptor signaling pathway. Gene Ontology annotation, cellular component: plasma membrane. The record is from RefSeq and is a predicted model, not a curated record.